UACUAGCCGACCACAUCACCCUCUUCCUCACACCCCUCCCCGGUGCGAAAAGGCCACACGACACAUCUCGCCAAAAGGCAGCCACGCACGGAUGGUGUUGCGCAGCACAGUGGGCAGGUCGACACACACACAGACAGUUUAAAAGCCACCACCACCCGGCCGUCCCACGCUUUCCUUUGACCGCCCGGCAAAAGAGAAGAAGAAGCCGGGCAAGAGCACCACCACCACCACCACCACUGCAAGGCCGGGGAGGAGAAUCCAGCCACCCGCCGCCGCGCCGGCCGUCCCCAGCAAGCGAAGCUAAACUAAAGCUGCUACCCCUCGUCCUCCGUCCUCGAUCGCCAUCCGGUGACCAAGGCACCAAGGUACCCGUCGUCGAUCGACCGGGGAUCGAUGUGGGAAGCUGGGGGCGUGCACGGCAGCCACGAGGCGCUCCUGCUGCAGGCCGCCGGAUCGGGGGCGGCGGGAGGCGACUACGGCCACGCCGGCCCCGCCCUCCUCCCGUGGCUCGGCCCGGCCGCCGCGCCGGGGUUCUCCUACAUGGCGGCCCCCCACCACCAUCAAGGCCCGCCCUUCGGCGCCGAGGCGGCCGCCGCGGGCGCCGCUUUCGGCUUCGGCGGCGGGUACGGCGGCGACGGGGGGCAGCUCGGGGUGUUCGGGGCGCUCGAGCCGCCUCUGCCGCCGCCGCCGCCGCCGCCGCCGCAGGGGCCGAGGAUGGUGUCCGGGCUGCUGGGGACCCUGCAGGCGGAGCUGGGGCGGAUGACCGCCAAGGAGAUCAUGGACGCCAAGGCGCUGGCGGCCUCGCGCAGCCACAGCGAGGCCGAGCGCCGCCGCCGCCAGCGCAUCAACAGCCACCUCGCCAGGCUCCGCAGCCUCCUCCCCAACACCACCAAGACGGACAAGGCGUCGCUGCUGGCGGAGGUGAUCGAGCACGUCAAGGAGCUGAAGCGGCAGACGUCGGCGGUGCUGGGCGCCGCGGGGGAGGGCGGCGGCGGGGAGGAGGCGUCGGCGGCGCGGCAGCACCUGCUGCUGCCGACGGAGUCCGACGAGCUGGCGGUGGACGCGGGGGAGGACGGCGAGGGGAGGCUCGUCGUGCGGGCGUCGCUGUGCUGCGAGGACCGCGCGGGGCUCAUCCCGGACAUCGCCCGCGCGCUCGCCGCGCUCCGCCUCCGCGCGUGCCGCGCCGAGAUCGCCACGCUCGGCGGCCGCGUCCGCAACGUGUUCCUCAUCACCACCGCCGACGACGGCGAGGAUGAGGAAGGGGACGACGGCGAGGAAGGCGACGGCGGUGACGGUGACGACGACGCCGCCGACGGUUGCGGCGCCCGCGCCAGCUCCCACCACCGGAGGCACGAGGUCGUCGCGUCGAUCCAGGAGGCGCUGCGCGGCGUCAUGGACCGCAAGACGGCCAGCAGCGACACCUCCUCGUCUAGCGGCGGCGGCGGCGGCGGCGGGAGCAUCAAGAGGCAGCGCAUGAGCGGUGCGCACGAGCAAGGUUCGCUCUAGUGCGGUAACACUCGACUUGAUCUAGCUAGUAGCAAGAAGCUAUAGCCUAUAGCUACUAGCUCCAUGCCUCCCUCCAUGCUAGCAUGAAAUAUGCAAGAAGCAUGCUUAGUAUAGUUAUGAAAAUAUAGUCACUCCAAACUUAGAUGGAUCGAGAUGUCUCUUCUUCUUUUUUUUUGCUGCUGUGGUAAUGGUGUGGAUGAGGGAAAGAAGAAACUGGAAACAUGGCCGGAGAUGUCCGAGGUAGAAGAGGGAGAGUUUUGUGUAUCCCUUUAUGUUUGUGUGUGUUUUUUUAUUUACUUCGCGUAUGUACCAGGGAAGAGAGAGGCCGGGGAAUUCGAGAGGUUAUUACUGAUAAACCUCUCAUAAAAUUGGGGUGAUAAGGGUGUACACAUGUAUAAUCUCUGGGGUAUAAUGGAAGAUGGAAUUGGUGGGCUGGUCAUUUCUUCAUGAGUAGUGUGGCAUGGAGCUAGAGUGCACGGAUCUUCACUUUUCAAUCAUAUAUAUUGAUGUUUGCAUCCCUUGGCAA
This is a messenger RNA of Panicum virgatum (switchgrass), 2032 nucleotides long. RefSeq names its product transcription factor AIG1-like. The coding region runs from base 394 to 1506 and encodes 370 amino acids. Lineage: Eukaryota; Viridiplantae; Streptophyta; Magnoliopsida; Poales; Poaceae. Gene Ontology annotation, molecular function: protein dimerization activity; DNA-binding transcription factor activity. Gene Ontology annotation, biological process: regulation of DNA-templated transcription. The transcript has 2 exons. The record is from RefSeq and is a predicted model, not a curated record.